AUGCCACCCUGUCUCAAUUUCAUCAGCUUGAAGAAGGUCCUCGACUCAGUUGAGAAGGAAGAAGGCCACGGAAGCUUUGGACAACCAGGGCAUCCCUACUCAGUACAUAAAGCCACCCUCGAGAACGCAAUGCGAAAGUUGGAAUGGGACGACAUGGGAGUGAAGGUUGAUGGUCGGCAGCUACACCAUUUGCGCUUUGCUGAUGACAUCGUACUGAUAACACCUAUUCUCAGCCAAGCGGAACGAAUGCUGACCGAAUUCGACGAAACAUGUGGAUGCAUCGGUCUUUAG
Necator americanus (New World hookworm) is the source of this 291-nucleotide messenger RNA. RefSeq lists its product as uncharacterized. Lineage: Eukaryota; Metazoa; Nematoda; Chromadorea; Rhabditida; Ancylostomatidae. The coding region runs from base 1 to 291 and encodes 96 amino acids. The record is from RefSeq and is a predicted model, not a curated record. The transcript has 2 exons.